Messenger RNA from Spirodela intermedia, 1501 nucleotides. NCBI's taxonomy places the organism in Eukaryota, Viridiplantae, Streptophyta, Magnoliopsida, Alismatales, Araceae. The record is from the annotation of a GenBank genome assembly.
AUGGCCUCUCUCUCUCUUCUUUCCUCCUUCAUCUGCGUCUUCUCCUUCCUCCUCCUCUGCUCUUCUUGCUCCUCCGCCAGGACGGCGCCGUCGUCUGCGGCGGUGCAGGACCCGGAGCUCGUCGUUCAGGAGGUCAUCAGGUAGUGAUCCAUUUCUCUAAUGCGUCAUCAGGGGAAGGUCCUCAUUCUUCGUCUCAAACAAAGCUUCCCCUUUUGGCCUCCGCAGGAGCAUCAAUGCCUCGGUGGCGCGGCGGCGGCGACUGGCGGAGCUCUCCUGCAACACCGGCAACCCCAUCGACGACUGCUGGCGGUGCGACCCCAACUGGGAGCAGAACCGGCAGCAGCUUGCCGACUGCGCCAUCGGCUUCGGCAAGAACGCCAUGGGCGGCAAGAACGGGAAGAUCUACGUCGUCACCGACCCCAGCGACGACGACGUGGUCACCCCAAAACCAGGCACCCUCCGGUACGCCGUCAUUCAAAAAGAGCCCCUUUGGAUCAUCUUCGCCCACGACAUGACCAUCAAGCUCAAGGAGGAGCUCAUCAUGAACUCCUACAAGACCAUCGACGGCCGAGGCUCCACCGUGCACAUCGCCGGCGGGCCCUGCAUCACCGUGCAAUACGUGACCAACGUCAUCAUCCAUGGGCUUAACAUCCACGACUGUAAGCAGGGGGGGAACACCUACGUGAGGGACAGUCCCAAUCACUACGGGUGGAGAACUCUCUCUGACGGCGAUGGUGUCUCCAUAUUCGGGGGGAGCCACAUCUGGGUCGACCACAAUACGCUCUACAACUGCCAGGAUGGGCUCGUCGACGCUAUUCACGGCUCGACGGCGAUCACCAUCUCCAAUAACCAUUUCAGCCGCCACGACAAGGUGAUGCUGCUCGGGCACAGCGACAGCUACAGCGCAGACAAGAACAUGCAGGUCACCAUCGCCUUCAACCACUUCGGGGAGGGACUCGUCCAGCGGAUGCCCAGGUGGGUCGUCGAGCUUUGGCCAUGGACGAAGAGAGAGAGAGGCGGCGGUGGCUGAACCUUCUUCUUCGAAAUGCAGGUGUAGGCUCGGGUACUUCCAUGUUGUGAACAACGACUACACGCACUGGGAGAUGUACGCCGUCGGCGGCAGCGGCAACCCCACCAUCAACAGCCAAGGGAACCGCUUCCUCGCCCCCAACAAACGCUUCAGCAAGGAGGUAAGUCAAGUCUCUACUCCGAUCGUCUCCGCAUAGUUCCUUCCGAUUGUUUGAUUGAGGAGUUUUUGACUGAUGGGUGCUGGAAAUAGGUGACGAAGCGCGAAGAUGCCCCAGAGAACCAGUGGAGGAGCUGGAACUGGAGAUCAGAAGGGGACCUGUUCCUCAAUGGUGCCUACUUCACUCCCUCCGGUGUCGGUGCUUCCUCCACCUACGCCAGAGCCUCUAGCUUGGGUGCCAGAUCCUCCUCCCUCGUCGGCAUGAUCACCGCUCGCGCAGGAGCCCUCGACUGCAGCAAGGGCUCCCGCUGCUGA